Messenger RNA from Alosa alosa (allis shad), 1299 nucleotides. Its product is annotated as keratin, type I cytoskeletal 13-like. Lineage: Eukaryota; Metazoa; Chordata; Actinopteri; Clupeiformes; Clupeidae. The record is from RefSeq and is a predicted model, not a curated record. Gene Ontology annotation, molecular function: structural molecule activity.
AUGCGUGCCGGCAGCGUGUACGGGGGUGCAGGAGGGUCCGGCGUGCGCAUCUCCAGCGCGUCCAGCUCCUUCUCCGCAGGUGGCGGCUACGGGGGUGGCUUCCAGCUCUCCGACGGCGUGGCGCCAACGAAGGCAACCAUGCAGAGCGACCGCCUGGCCUCCUACCUGGAGAAGGUGCCCCUAGAGAAGGCCAACGCAGAGAUGGAGCUGAAGAUCAGAAAGUUCCUGGAGAGCAAGACAUCCCCCACUGCCCGUGACUACACUGCCUUCCAUGUCACCAUCAGCGACCUCCAGGCCAAGAUUCAGGAUGCCACCCGUGUCAAUGGAGGUAUCUACCUCAGCAUUGACAACGCCAAGCUCGCUGCUGAUGACUUCAGAGUCAAAUAUGAGAACGAGCUCGCCAUGAGGCAAUCAGUGGAGGCUGACAUCGCCAACCUGAGGAAAGUCCUGGAUGAGCUGACCAUGGCCCGCUCCGACCUGGAGAUGCAGAUCGAGGGCCUGAGGGAGGAACUCAUCUUCCUCAAGAAGAACCAUGAGGAGGAGCUCCUGGCCAUGCGUGCACAGAUGACGGGACAGGUUCACGUGGAGGUUGAUGCCGCACCACAGGAGGACCUGUCCAAGGUCAUGGCCGAGAUCCGUGAACACUACGAGACCGUCGCCGCCAAGAACAACAGAGAGCUGGAAUCGUGGUUCCAGAGCAAGACAGAGGCUCUGAACAAGGAAGUCGCCGUCAGCACAGAGGUACUGCAGACGUCACGGUCGGAAAUCAACGAAGUCAAACGCACACUGCAGGGGCUCGAAAUUGAGCUUCAGUCUCAGCUCAGCAUGAAAGCGUCGCUGGAAGGCACUCUGGCAGACACACACAGCUACUUCGUCCAUGCUCGGGGCUACCAGAUGCAGGUGAGCAGCCUGGAGGAACAGCUCACACAGCUGCGUGCUGACCUCGAGCGCCAGGGCUACGAAUACAAGAUGCUCCUGGACAUCAAGACCAGACUGGAGAUGGAGAUCGCCGAGUACAGAAGACUCCUGGACGGAGAAGCUGUCAGCACUACCUCCUGCUCGUCCUCAUCGACCACAACACGCAAGGUGGUGACCAUCGUGGAGGAGGUUGUGGACGGCAAGGUGGUCAGCUCGUCCAGCUCCUCCCAGUCCAUGUCUGCGACUAAAUGAGAGGCAUUAACACACUGCAACAGCAGAGCACUGGAAAUAAGCCCAACAAAGUAGAGCCUCUCAAAGCACAACACCUGAGAGAAAAGAGAAAAAACAAUAAAAAGUGCCCUGUGGUGUUCAGUAUUAAAA